This is a messenger RNA of Ascochyta rabiei, 204 nucleotides long. RefSeq lists its product as uncharacterized. The record is from RefSeq and is a predicted model, not a curated record. NCBI's taxonomy places the organism in Eukaryota, Fungi, Ascomycota, Dothideomycetes, Pleosporales, Didymellaceae. The transcript has a single exon. Bases 1 to 204 code for a protein of 67 amino acids.
AUGCUCGUGCAGAAGCUUCCCGGUAUGAAGCUGAUCGACUUUUACGAAGGGCUGCAGGAUGGUAAUCCAAAGGGACCCAGUUUGACAUUGGCCGUGGAAAAGACAUCUGCAAUCAGUGGCAAGCUGGCGGGACUAGAGCCUAUCCACGGUGAUUGGAUCGCCGGAUGGGUGGAAGAGUGGCUGAAGGCUGCGAGAACGUUGUGA